CAUAAAAAGUGCAUUGUAAAAAAACAUGGAUCCCAAAGAUAAUGCCUUGAAAGGAAAACAUUUCUCGCGACUCCACGAAAAAAUACAAAAUAAAUACAGUGAAAUACAAAGAAGAUUAGAAAAAUCUAAGUCCGUUGAAUCGUUGUCGACAGUUUCUAGUGAUUUAUCGUUUACUGAUCUAAAAUAUGCCAGCACCUUUGACCUUACAGAGGCAGAAGACGAGUUUGGUGAUCAAAAUAAAGGCAACGACAUGCUAAUACAUAGAAUUAUCGUAGAGGACAUAAAUAAUCAAAACGCUACUUUAGAAGAAGUUAAAUUUAAAGAAGCAAGCGUCUCUCAGUUGGAUUCUGAAUAUACGUUUAAUGAUGGAUAUCUUUUUAGUAGUCCUAAGGAAAUGAAACUAUCCAAUGGAAAUCGUAAUUUGGCAUCAAGUCUUGAAUUAUUAAAUGAAACAGAAAAGGGAAGUGACGACAAUGUCACGCCCACUACACCGCCUCCGAGAAUUUCUCUCCGUAAUAAAAUCGGUUCUCGAAUAACUGCUGUCAAAGAAAAACGUCGUGAGGAAAAGGAAAAAUAUAGUAAAGACAAAAAGAAAGAAACAAAGGACACAGGGACGGGGCUAGAAAAGCUUAUACUCAGUAAUGCAAUUACGAACGAAUCAAGAUUUUCGAAACGAUUAAAAUUAGCAACAUUAACUAUUGCAUUAAUCGAUGUUACCGGAUUAGAUAUUAUACAAAAUGGUGGUGAAGAAAAACCGCGUAAUCUUCACUGUCGCUUCAAAUUAGGUACGGACAAAUGUAAAUCUAAAUCUGUGAAAAGUGCAGCAAGUGAAGUAAAAUGGCAAGAGCUAUUUAAUUUCAAUAUGUAUGAAGAGAAUAUGCUGGAGAUAACCCUUUGGGAUAAAGACAUCUUUAUUGGCAGACAUGUCAUAGAUUUGGCAAAUAUGGAUAAAGAGAAAACACAUAGACUGAAUAUCAACUUGGAAGGUGAAAUGCCAAACGCCAAAUUAUUUCUCUUACUUACAAUAAGUGGAACAAGUAUAGACAAUAAUAUAUAUGAUCUCGGUGACUACCAAGAAUCGCAGAAAAGAUUAGAAGCUAUUUGGUAUCAACUAGACAAUUUAAGCGAAGUUGGAUGGCUGUCCAUAAUUGUUUACGGUGCUAAGGGUCUAGCUGGGCAGGAUUGCUAUUGUAUACUCAAAAUUGGAAAUGAAAGACUUCAGACAUACACAGAUUACAAGACAAACGAACCGAACUGGAUGAAAGCAUUCACGUUUACCAUAAACGAUAUCACAAGAUUAUUAGAAGUAAUUGUAUACGACGAGAGAAAAAACGAAGAGAUCGGAUGUGUAUCAAUACCGUUACUUCAAAUAGAUAAUGGUCAUAAAGCAUGGUAUGCACUCAAGGAUAUUUCUCAGAGAUAUCGGGCGAAAGGAAACAAUCCAAGAAUACUACUUGAAAUGAGAAUAUCUUUCAACCCUAUAAAAGCUUCACUAAGGGUAUUAAAGCCGAGAGAAAUCGAUUACCUAGAAGUUGAAGAAAAGUUCGACAGACGACUGUUUACUAGAAACUGGACUAGAACAAAAGCUAUAAUAAAUUGGAUUCUUAAAGUUUACAGAGUUACAAAAACUUCGUUUCAAUGGGAAUCAAGAAAAGUAAAUACUAUAGCAUUAAUAAUAUGGUUAAUAUUCCACUGGUUUUAUAAAGCUUGGAUGCUCCCAUUACUGUUAUUAAUUCCUUUCUUCUACUACAGCCCGGAAGAUUACAACUUCUUUGAGGAUUUUAUGCACUACAGAAAAAGAAAAAAGGAGGAUGACAGUGGGAAAAUAGAAAAGGAAGAGAAAACAUCAAUUAGACAAAAAAUUCACAGUUUACAAGAGCUAAUUCAAAAUAUUCAAAAUUUUCUUGGUAAAAUUGCAAAUCUCGGUGAAAGUGUGAAAAAUUUGUUCAACUUCUCAGUACCUUUUCUUAGCCUUUUCGCAAUACUCUGCUUAUUGGGAAUAUCAUUCAUAAUGUAUUUAAUACCAGUAAACUAUUUACUUAUGGCUUGGGGUAUACGCAAGUACACAAAGAAGAUUCUUCAGCCGAAUAGAAUACCACACAAUGAAAUAUUGGAUUUACUCUCUAGAGUGCCCAAUGAUGAAAUUCUGCUAAAUUGUGAGGAGUUAUCACUGGAGGCUAAGGAAGAAAAGUUGUAAUUUUACCAACACAAUAUCGUACUCACAUGACACUAUGAUCUGAAGUAGCUCUAAUUGAAGAAAUGUGAUUUAUGCAUUAUAUAUAGCUAGAAUGAAUACCUAUAUAUAAUAAUAUUAUUAUUAGGCAACAUCUAAUACGUAUGGGGUAAUAUUCAUUUAAGGUUUCUUACAUAAUAAGGCAUUUCUAAAU
This is a messenger RNA of Achroia grisella, 2387 nucleotides long. RefSeq names its product multiple C2 and transmembrane domain-containing protein-like. Gene Ontology annotation, molecular function: calcium ion binding. Bases 26 to 2197 code for a protein of 723 amino acids. The transcript is spliced from 14 exons. Gene Ontology annotation, biological process: regulation of neurotransmitter secretion. NCBI's taxonomy places the organism in Eukaryota, Metazoa, Arthropoda, Insecta, Lepidoptera, Pyralidae. The record is from RefSeq and is a predicted model, not a curated record. Gene Ontology annotation, cellular component: synaptic vesicle membrane.